This is a messenger RNA of Paramuricea clavata, 150 nucleotides long. NCBI's taxonomy places the organism in Eukaryota, Metazoa, Cnidaria, Anthozoa, Malacalcyonacea, Plexauridae. The record is from the annotation of a GenBank genome assembly.
AUGCUAGAGACUGCUAAAUCACUAACCGAUUGUCCCAUCGUUAAUCUGGAAAUUCUCGACCUGAACGAAGAAAACCUCCUUGCGCUGCCAAAGGUGUUCUCCAGACCAAGCCUACCGAUUACUCGUGAUAGUGUACAGGAUCAAAGUGAU